AUGCAUGGAUACAUUUCAGAUCUGCCAAACAUUUGCCGUUAUCUAGGGACAUUAAAAGCGGUUCCAACACUGGAUAAACUAUCCGUUCUUAUCGGGGAAAAUAUAGACAGAUACACUUGCACACAAUUGGCACAUAUCGCAUAUGCUUACGGAAACUGCAGACUACACUCAAAGUACCUAUUCGCACUGCUGGCGAAACAAUUACAGGAAAAGAUACAAUACGCAUCAAACCAUGAUCUGACCACGAUUGCAAAUGCAUUCGGAAAAUCCGAGGCAUUCGCUCUAGCUAAACAUCGCGAUAUGGAACUGUUCAACAUUCUAUCGCAUAUGGCAAAGGUCUAUCUGAACAGUCAAGAUCUCAACAAUGUAGCCGACCCAGAGAUCUCAACAAGGGUGGUUAGGGCAUUCUGCACUCUCAAGAUAAACGACAUAACACUUUUCAACACGAUUCUGGAAAAUGUGGCAGAAAGACCAUACAAUUACCCACCAGCAUGGUAA
Babesia sp. Xinjiang is the source of this 498-nucleotide messenger RNA. RefSeq lists its product as uncharacterized. Bases 1 to 498 code for a protein of 165 amino acids. The record is from RefSeq and is a predicted model, not a curated record. Lineage: Eukaryota; Apicomplexa; Aconoidasida; Piroplasmida; Babesiidae. The transcript is spliced from 4 exons.